GCCAAAUUUCGCAGGACUCAAUUUUCCUUAUGUGGACUAGUGUGGGUUCCAGAUAAUAGACGCGAACGAGAGACUACUUUGUAUGAACGCAUACUACAGUGAUAACAGCGUAGCAAGGUUCUCUAGAGCAUCUUCUAAGCAUAUUAUUCGUUUAAUUUAUGGUUUCAUCACCCGUCGGAACGUUGACUUUUCAAAUUGUACAAAUUUGUGGCCCAUCACCACGACUCCAUGACCACGGGUCCUCUGUUCUUUGCCAGAUUAACAUUUUGGAAUUGUUUUGCCUUCCUUCGCAACUAGUUGCCAGGCCAGAAAGCUGCCAUAUAUUGCCAUAGGUUAGUUUGAAUGCGGAUGGCGUCCCGAAGAGGAAGCGUACUUAGAAGGUACCACAUAGUAAACACGAGCUCGGACUAAAUUGCAACUGCAGCUGCAGGACAUUUGGCGGUGCGACCAGCGGCCUUGCGUCAAUCCCAGUCUCGAUAUUCGUUUGCAUAAUACAUGCGUUGCCGGUGUAGUUGCAUCCGUGCAUCUCGAACAAAACAUGGAGAACAGUGUCAAGGAUAAUGAGAGAGUCAUUGUUAAGGGCAAUGAUGGGCAAGAUAUAGACAAGGACGAAGGCAUCACCAAUACCAAUGGAGAAAUGUUCAGCUGGUUGAACAAGGUGCCGGAAGUGAAACACGAAGCCUUCGACAAUGUCAUAGACGGCCUGAAGAGUAUCUACAAGAACAAGAUGCUUCCCUUGGAGCAGCACUACCUGUUCCAUGAGUUCCACUCGCCUCCUUUAAACGACGCCGAUUUCGAUGCGAAGCCGCUGAUAUUGCUGGUGGGUCAGUAUUCGACUGGGAAGACCACGUUCAUCAGGUAUUUGCUGGAAAGAGACUUUCCUGGGAUGCGAAUUGGACCCGAGCCGACUACAGACAGGUUCAUAGCGGUGAUGUAUAACGAAACAGAAGGUAUUAUACCUGGUAACGCCUUGGUGGUCGAUGCAAAGAAGCAAUUUCGACCGCUGUCUUGCUUCGGAAAUGCCUUCCUGAACAGAUUCCAAUGCUCCUUGGUGAAAUCUACUGUACUUAGAGGCAUGUCUAUUAUUGAUACACCAGGCAUUUUGUCAGGUGAGAAACAAAGAAUAGACAGAGGAUACGACUUCACAGGAGUUCUAGAAUGGUUUGGGGAACGAGUAGAUCGUAUUAUACUCCUUUUUGACGCACACAAGCUCGACAUAUCAGACGAAUUCAGACGAUCCAUAGAAGCCUUAAGGGGUCACGACGACAAAAUCAGGAUAGUUCUGAAUAAAGCAGAUAUGAUUGACCAUCAACAGUUGAUGCGGGUGUAUGGAGCCCUAAUGUGGUCCUUAGGCAAAGUACUUCAAACUCCUGAAGUUGUCAGAGUUUAUAUUGGGUCGUUUUGGGACGAGCCUCUGAGGUUCGAUAUCAACCGACGACUAUUCGAGGACGAAACGCAAGACUUAUUCAAAGACCUUCAAAGUUUACCUAAGAAUUCUGCGUUACGCAAGUUGAACGAUCUUAUAAAACGCGCCAGACUGGCAAAAGUGCACGCGUACAUCAUUUCAGAGAUCAAAAAAGAUAUGCCCAUGUUCAAUAAAGAGAGCAAGAAAAAAGAGAUCAUAAAGAAUUUGGGACAGCUUUAUGAGAAGUUACAGAAAGAACAUUCUAUAUCGAUGGGAGACUUUCCGGAAUUGACGAAGAUGCAAGAAGCGUUGAGCAGGCACGACUUCACUAAGUUUCAUUCGAUCAAACCAAAGCUUUUCGAGGUAGUAGAUGAAAUGCUGACGAACGACAUAUCUCAGUUGAUGGCCAUGGUUCCUCACGAUUGCAAUCCCCUGCUUGAACAGCCAGUCAGUGGCGGAGCAUUUGAAAACGUCGGCGUUUUCUAGGUGACGAUAGUAGAAUUCCUAGUAAAAAACUAUAAUGUUUAUAGUGGACAAAGUGACUCCUUUUGGCUACAAGAGCGGUGAAGGAGUGAACGCAGGCUACGGAGAACCGGAUUGGAUCGUAAACAAAGAACGCGACGAAUUUGAUGAGCUUUUCGAAUCAUUGAACCCAAUCGACGGCAAAUUAUCCGGAUCUGUGGUCAAAGAGGAGCUGGUCAAGACCAAGCUGCCCAAUGCCGUGUUAGGGAAGAUCUGGAAGCUCUCGGACGUGGAUAAGGAUGGAUAUCUGGAUAAGGACGAGUUUGCCCUUGCCAUGCAUCUGAUUAACGUCAAACUGCAGGGCAAUGAGAUACCGGUUGAGCUGCCCGCACAUUUAGUGCCUCCGAAGAAGAAGGAAAAAGUGUAUACAGUAACGUGAUGAAAUAAAUUUAGUCUAUACAUAUUUUUGAAUGAUUCAUGACUAUGUGCUGAUAGAUGAAGUAUAUCUCGAAAGGUAAGUAUUGUGGGAAAAGUUUUCCACACAGAUACUGAGGCAACAAUCGUAAGUGUAAAAGUAAGAUCAAGGACGAUCUUUCAAGGAUUUGGCUAAUUUCAAAAGUUGCCUUUUUAGUGCGAUUGAUCUUUUUUCUUUACAAAAAUAAUAAAGAGCGUGAGACUUUA
Molecule: messenger RNA, 2548 nt
Organism: Acanthoscelides obtectus
Lineage: Eukaryota; Metazoa; Arthropoda; Insecta; Coleoptera; Chrysomelidae
Source: the annotation of a GenBank genome assembly